AUGAAAAUAUAUACGUUUUUACAAAUCCAAUUUUUAAUUUUAUGCGCAUUUAUUAAGUGUUCUGGUCCCUGGACCAAAAGGAUUGUUACUAAGAAGGGUAAUUCAACAACAGUAACUUAUAUAUAUGAUCCUCCCUAUAAAUACAAAUAUAAGAAUUUACAGAGUGACUCACUUAGAGAAGAAGUUAAGGAUCUUGGAAAUGUAGAGUUUCAUGCAACACUUGAUGCUAUGUAUAACUUUAAGUAUCCCUAUAAAGGUAAAAAAGAAACACAUAAUAUGAUAGACAAAAAUUUUUAUACUACAGGCAGUCUUGACAGAUUUCAAAGCAAGUAUAGAUAUCAUUUUAAGGAUAAAUUAUCCAGAGAAAAAUGUAUUAAUAGAAUAAAAAAGCGUCUUAAUUUUAUUGUAAUUGAAGGUGUUUUAACGGAUGAUGCAUAUUGCGAAGAAGUUAAAAAAGUUUUAUGGAUUGAACAAAGGACAGAUGAGGAAAUGUCUGUUAAGGUAGAUAAGCUAGAAAGUGAGGAAGAGAAAGAUCGCAUGUGCCUUAAUAAAAUUGUAAUAAAAGAUCUUAUAAGUAAAUUAGAAAAAGCUAAAGCCUUAAAACUAUCAGAAGGGAUGAUUGAAUGCAUUGUAAGUACAAUUCAGGAUUUCCUUCUUGAUUUAGUAAGAAUACCCAAAGAAGAAGUACCAUCUAAAAAUGCACGCGAGCAGAGUGAAGGCAAAGUGCAUAAACCAAAUAAAGCCCCCAGUGAAAACUCGACUACUCACGAGAAAAAUUGA
Molecule: messenger RNA, 780 nt
Organism: Plasmodium malariae
Lineage: Eukaryota; Apicomplexa; Aconoidasida; Haemosporida; Plasmodiidae
Product: gamete antigen 27/25, putative
Exons: 1
Coding region: 1-780 (259 amino acids)
Source: RefSeq, a predicted model, not a curated record